This is a messenger RNA of Talpa occidentalis (Iberian mole), 1604 nucleotides long. It is a transcript of the gene GYG2, whose product is annotated as glycogenin 2. Gene Ontology annotation, cellular component: cytoplasm. The record is from RefSeq and is a predicted model, not a curated record. Bases 59 to 1228 code for a protein of 389 amino acids. NCBI's taxonomy places the organism in Eukaryota, Metazoa, Chordata, Mammalia, Eulipotyphla, Talpidae. Gene Ontology annotation, molecular function: glycosyltransferase activity. The transcript is spliced from 8 exons.
CGGAGCGGGCGCACCCCUGGGCGCAGAGCCGCGCGGGCCUCCCCCCGCGCCCUGGACCAUGUCGGUGUCCGACCAGGCGUUCGUCACGCUGGCCACCGAUGACAUCUCCUGCCAGGGGGCCCUGGUGCUGGGACAGUCGCUGAGGAACCACGGGACGUCCAGGAAGCUGGUGGUGCUCCUCAGCCCGCAGGUGUCCGGCCUGCUCAGGGUCCUCCUCUCCAGGGUGUUCGACGAGGUCGUCGAGGUGAACCUGAUGGACAGCGCAGACUACGUCCACCUGGUCUUUCUCAAGAGGCCCGAGCUCGGGGUCACCCUCAGCAAACUCCACUGCUGGACCCUCACCCACUACAGCAAGUGUGUCUUUCUGGACGCCGACACCCUGGUGCUGGCCAACGUGGACGAGCUCUUCGACAGGGGCGAGCUGUCCGCCGCCCCGGACCCCGGCUGGCCCGACUGCUUCAACAGCGGCGUGUUCGUGUUCCAGCCCUCCCUGCACACGCACCGGCAGCUGCUGCGGCACGCGGGCGACCACGGCAGCUUCGACGGGGGCGACCAGGGCCUGCUGAACAGCUUCUUCAGCGGCUGGCCGACGGCGGACAUCCACACGCACCUGCCCUUCGUGUACAACCUGAGCAGCAGCUCCGCCUACACCUACGGCCCGGCCUUCCAAAGGUUCGGCUCCUGUGCCAAGGUCGUGCGCUUCCUGGGCCCCACCAAGCCCUGGAACUACAGGUUCAACGCGCAGACCGGCUCCGUGGAGGACGGCCUGGGGCUGGCCGGCCGGCACCAGCUGGCCUUCCUCAACCUCUGGUGGAGAACCUACCAGCGCGCCGUCCUGCCGCUCUACCAGCGGCUCCGGGACGAGGACGAGGGCCCGUGUCCGGCCCCCACGGUUUGCCUGAGCGUGGUUGGGGUGCCGUGGGAGAACUCAGCGCCCAGCGAGGAGGGGCGGCGUGCAAGCUCAGGGACGGCGUCCAGCCAGCCUUGGCCUGACGAGGAGCCCGUGGACAGAACCUCGCUGGUGGAGGAGCCACCGGCCUCCCCAAAAAGAUGCCAUUUCAAAGAGGUGGACCUGUCCGUGUCGGUGGCCGAGCUCACCCUGCAGGACCCGGCGCGCGAGCGCAGCCCCGACGAGGCGCGGCGGACGUGGGAGGAGGGGCGCAUGGACUACCUGGGGCGCGACGCCUUCGCGCGCAUCCAGGAGAAGCUGGACCGGUUCCUGCAGUGACGCGGGGGGCGCCCGCGGCGGGCCCCCCAACUCCCAGCUCUGCUUCGCCAGCUGCGCGCCCCCAAGACCCCGUGAACCCUCAACCAGCCGGCUCGACGCCCCUCGGGUCCAGCUCCCCAGCCUCCGUCUCCCCGCGCACGGGUGGAAACUGCGGGGGAUCUGGGGGCCUCACGGCCUCUCCUGGGGGUGACCGUUGUCAACGCAGCGACUCCGGGGGACGGCGCACGGUGUCUGGACCCCGACGUGCCCAUUUCGGAGACGCGGGUUCGGGGACAUUUGGCGCCGGCGGGGCGGAUGCGCCUCCUGGGAACUGCUGGAAACCGCGCCUCGCCGACUGUGCGCCACGUGGACAGCCCCGCUCGCGCCCUCGGCGCCC